Molecule: messenger RNA, 460 nt
Organism: Mycetomoellerius zeteki
Lineage: Eukaryota; Metazoa; Arthropoda; Insecta; Hymenoptera; Formicidae
Exons: 3
Coding region: 1-324 (107 amino acids)
Source: RefSeq, a predicted model, not a curated record
AUGCCUGUUUUUUUCUUUUUGUUAGAUGCUUUUCGAGCUCUGAUCGUUCUGAGUCUCCUUUUGCCUCCAUUAAAUUAUUCAAGAAAAAGAGUACAAAGCAAAAAAAAUAAUGGCAGAAAGAAAUUGCAAAGUAAAAAAAGUACGCACAUUACGACGAGUGCCGAAGUACCAAAUCCAGAUUUAAUUAAAAUUUUGCCAGAAGGGACAAAUCUCCCUUAUACUAAAAAAAAUAUAAGAGCUGAGGCGAAGGGCAACAUACAACCAUGUAUUAUGCGCAUACAAGGUCAACACUUUCUUUGUCCAGGGCGUCGAGUGGUUUUUUAAUCUUCUGCAUCAAGCAACUUUGAUCGCAGCGUUUGAUUUUUUAUUUAAAUUAUAUCAAAUACUCCACGUUUCAUAUCCACCUUCGCUUUUACAGUUUUUUAAUUUUAUUGAAAGUUUUAUUUAUGAAAUUAAUGUU